This is a messenger RNA of Acromyrmex echinatior (Panamanian leafcutter ant), 1181 nucleotides long. RefSeq lists its product as uncharacterized. NCBI's taxonomy places the organism in Eukaryota, Metazoa, Arthropoda, Insecta, Hymenoptera, Formicidae. The record is from RefSeq and is a predicted model, not a curated record. Gene Ontology annotation, cellular component: extracellular region. Gene Ontology annotation, molecular function: chitin binding.
AGUCACAUUUAAACGAAUCGGAGAGGUGUUAAUAAGACGAACGAUACGUUUCUUAGUCCGGAUUAAGUAAAGGAUAGGCGAUGAAGGGAAUAUACGUCGCCAUCGCCUUCCUGGCAGCUUCAGCCGUUAGCGUCGUGGACUCCGACCAGGAUUUUUCGGAAGAAGUCUUCGUGGAUGACGUUCCUACAGUAUGCCCAUUGCCACAACCAAAUUGGAGGAACACCACAACCAACAUCCCGCAUGAAAAUAAUUGCGUGUUAUUUUACAAGUGUAAACUAGGACAAGGUAUCAACCAAAUAUGUCCCUUGAUGAUCGAAGGAGAUCCAGUGUCGAGAUUGCAUUACAAUAGACGCCUGCAGGUUUGUGAUUGGCCAUGGCAGGCCGGUUGCGCAAGUUGCCCAAUAGAGUAUCCAAAUGGAACAUUUCCGCCGCCAGAAAAAAUAAAUAAUCCAACGAACGAUUGCCAGUAUCUAGAGUGCGCAAAUGGACGCGCAUCCGGACCAUUUAAUUGUCCACCCGGUACAUGCUUCAGUCGCACAUGUCAGGAAUGUGUUAGGGACAGGAUUAAUGGAAAAUGCAAUGGAGAAAUUAUUUCUAGAUGCGUAGAAGGCAAUCGAAGAAUUCAUGAUUGUUUCUGCAAUUUUUAUGACGAAUGUACAAGAAUUAACGGAGAACUUCUUUGGAUCCAGAAAGAGUGCGAGGGUGGUAUACAUUUUAGCGUCACACAAAAAAGAUGUAUGCUACCGAAUGAAGCUAAUUGUCCACACAUAAGGCAUUUAUAAGGCAGAAAAAAAUUGUUGUAAUUAUCACAACCAUAAUUUAUAGUCAUUUUCGGCCAGCUAUAUAUUAUUCAUAUUGAACUACAAAUAUAAUUAUUAUUAACACUACAGCAGUAGCUAAAAUUGAAGCACAUUUAAUCGUAAUUAUUUUAAUAAAUAAUUGAAAUAAUUACAAAUACCAUUUUUCUCUCAGUGUAUCACAAAAACCUGGCAAACUAUUCAACGCUUAUUCUGAAGAAUAGAUGGUGUCACAAGUGCAGUUGCAGACAUAUACGAAUGUAAAAGAGUCUUUCUUCAAAGUUUUUUCUUUGAUAAGUAUAAAGAUAUGACUUCUCCCUCGCUUUCUCUCUUUAAAAAUAUACAAAUACCCAAAUCGUAAAAGUUAUGAAGACAUUUGUGCAU